Molecule: messenger RNA, 1030 nt
Organism: Austrofundulus limnaeus
Lineage: Eukaryota; Metazoa; Chordata; Actinopteri; Cyprinodontiformes; Rivulidae
Product: lysosomal thioesterase PPT2
Exons: 8
Coding region: 1-891 (296 amino acids)
Cellular component (GO): lysosome
Molecular function (GO): thiolester hydrolase activity
Source: RefSeq, a predicted model, not a curated record
AUGACUGCAGGCCUGUCUGCGCAGCCGAAGCUGCAGCUGCUGCAGCUGCUGCAGCUGCUGCUGCUGGCUGCAGGAUGCACCCACAGCUACAAACCUGUUGUCAUCGUUCAUGGGGUUCUGGACGGACCCAAACAGUUUCAGAACCUGACUUCAUUCAUUACAAAGGUGCAUCCAGGGACCCAGGUCUCUGUCAUCAGUUUGUACAACAACCUGAAGAGUCUGAAGCCGUUGUGGUCUCAGGUCCGAGACUUCCAGAGAGUCCUGGAGGACAUCAUGAUGAAGUUCCCUGAUGGGGUCCAUCUUCUGUGUUUCUCACAAGGUGGUGUAAUCUGUCGAGCUCUCCUCUCCAUGACUCCCAAACACAACGUGGACACGUUCAUCUCCCUGUCGGCCCCUCUGGCGGGACAGUACGGAGACACAGAUUACCUGAAACACCUGUUUCCUGACUGUCUGAAGAAGGACGUGUUUUUAAUCUGCUACAACAAACUCGGACAGAUGUGGUCCAUCUGCAACUACUGGAACGACCCUCAUCGUAGAUCCUUCUACCUGAGGAGCAACAUCUUCCUGCCUCUGCUGAACGGAGAGACACCUCACCAACACCUGAAGCAAUGGAGGGACAGCUUCCUGCGCAUCAAGAAGAUGGUGCUGAUUGGAGGACCGGAUGAUGGCGUCAUCACACCGUGGCAGUCCAGCCACUUUGGUUUUUAUGACGACAACGAAAAUGUUGUGGAAAUGAGGAACCAGGAGUUUUACAGGAACGACACGUUUGGUCUGAAGACGCUGGACGCUCGCGGCGGCCUGUCGGUGUGCGUUCAGUCUGGGGUGGAGCACACGCACUGGCACGACAACUUCACCGUGUUUCAGAAGUGCAUGGAGCGGUGGCUCACCUGAGAACAACACCUCCUCUGGACAUGUCCAAACCAUCACACUCUGUCCUCUGUGUCCUUAAUAAUCCUUUAAAUUCCUUCUGCUUAUUUUUAAUUAUGUAAACCGACAAGGAAAUUAUAAAAAUCAUACUUUAAAAAAUGAA